AUUGUGCUUUGGUGUGGAGGGUAUUCUGGAUAGGCUCACAGCUGAUUGGAUGUCUAUGGCAGGGGUGUGAAUCCGUUUGAUCACUAGAUUGCACGUCGUACUAAGCAGGAAAAAAAGGCUUUGAACUUCUCCACUUUUGGCUGACUGUAUUUAUUUUCCUAUAUGCUGUUCCUCGUUCCCAGCAAGGUGCUUUUUCUAAACAAGACACCUUCAGGAAGUAGGGAAAUCAUUUGUAGGAGAGUAUUUUUUUUUCUCUCCUCCUAUCUUUUUUUCACCUGCCUUUUUUAUCACACACACACAGAAGCAUACACAUACACAUACAUACACCUUGCACCUCAAGACAAGACACUACUUCCCUGGACCUAAAGAACGCCUGGGUUUUCAACGUUCUAUAGCUGCUCCUUCAUCAAGAGAAGCUCAUACAAUCACUCAGUGGGGAGGUCCACGUUUGACUUCAAGAUUAUUUUUUGUUCAACCACUGAGCAUCUGGCAUGAUUAGUUAAGACUUCAUUCUUCAUUUUCAAAAGGAAGAGAAAAGGGGGAGAAGUGGAGUUGGCAGUAUCUGGUUCCAGAGAUUGAGCAGCACCAUGUCUAAGCCUGUUGAUCAUAUCAAGAGACCCAUGAAUGCCUUCAUGGUGUGGUCCAGAGGGCAAAGAAGGAAGAUGGCCCAGGAGAACCCCAAGAUGCACAAUUCGGAAAUUAGCAAAAGACUUGGGGCUGAAUGGAAACUACUAUCCGAAGCUGAGAAAAGACCCUACAUAGAUGAAGCCAAAAGGCUCAGAGCUCAACAUAUGAAGGAGCAUCCCGACUAUAAGUACAGACCUAGGCGCAAACCCAAGAACCUUCUGAAGAAGGACAGGUACGUUUUUCCCUUGCCCUACCUGGGAGACCACGAUCAUCUUAAGACAGGACUUUCUCUUAGUGCCACUGAUUCCAUCCUGGGGGCUUCAGAGAAGGCGAGAGCUUUUUUGCCACCAACAUCAGCACCUUAUUCUCUACUAGACCCAAGCCAGUUUAGCUCCAGCGCCAUCCAGAAGAUGACCGAGAUGCCACAUACCCUGACCACCAACACCCUACCUUACGCCUCGACUUUGGGAUACCAGAAUGGGGCAUUUGGUGGGUUAAGCUGCCCCAGCCAACAUACCCACACUCACCCAUCUCCAACUAACCCUGGUUAUGUUGUGCCCUGUAACUGUACAGCAUGGUCUACAUCUAACUUGCAACCUCCAGUUGCCUACAUAUUGUUUCCAGGCAUGACUAAAGCUGGUUUAGACCCAUAUUCUUCUGCACACACUGCAGCCAUGUAAUAAAGAAUAUUAUGCAAGAGGAAACUGCAGGUAUAUACAUCUCUGGUGGUGUAUGUACAGAAAGACUGCCAAAAACAGGAACUUGAAAGAUGGGAGAGAGAAAGAGAGAGAGACGAACGAUACUUUAUUUGGACCAAUUUAUCCCCUUGUUCCUGGCAGAAUAAUACAUCUCAUUGUGAAGAGGUCCUCAAUAUUUCUUCACCCAGUCAUGAGGAUAAUUGAAAGUUGUUGCCAGGACAAAUUGUAAGAUUUGUACAUGUCGACCUUGUUUUUUUUUUCCUUUUAGAAUCUCAAAAGCGGACAGUAAUGAUUUUAUUUAUUCAUUUUGAUGUACAUGGGUUUGUCUUUUAUUUCGUUGUGAUUUAACCUUGAAUUUUAAAGGAGCUGAUAUUAAAUUAUUAAAACAAUUGGCAUUCUUGCCCCAAAUA
This is a messenger RNA of Pelobates fuscus (common spadefoot toad), 1735 nucleotides long. It is a transcript of the gene SOX14, whose product is annotated as SRY-box transcription factor 14. The record is from RefSeq and is a predicted model, not a curated record. NCBI's taxonomy places the organism in Eukaryota, Metazoa, Chordata, Amphibia, Anura, Pelobatidae. Bases 588 to 1307 code for a protein of 239 amino acids. The transcript has a single exon. Gene Ontology annotation, molecular function: DNA-binding transcription factor activity, RNA polymerase II-specific; RNA polymerase II cis-regulatory region sequence-specific DNA binding. Gene Ontology annotation, biological process: regulation of DNA-templated transcription; anatomical structure morphogenesis; cell differentiation.